AUGGGGCUGGCCCAGCUCCCGAACCCCUCAGGCCGGCGGGUCAUCGUGGCCAUCAUGUUCCUGGCCAAAUCCCUGCUUGUCUCAUCCUUAGUGUUGGGAGUCCAGUUACAUCUGUACCAGCCUCAGCAGUUCCUGUUUGUGGAAGUCGGUGGGACAGCAGAGAUCCACUGCUCCUCCAGGGAAAGUGUGGAAUGGGGAGGAAAUGUGCACUGGUAUCUGAGAAGGACGGGUGAGGCCCCCAUGCACAUUAAGAAGUGUGCAGAUGAGCAAAAUGUGAGCAGAUUUGCUUGCAAGCAUAAGGGAUGCACCACAACACUGGAAAUCAGAGCGAUCCAGAGGAAUGAGUCUGGCAUUUAUUACUGUGCACAUGCAGCCACCAGCUCCUUGAUGUUUGGGAAUGGAACCACGGUGAUAGUUGGAGACAGCUUCACCGACAGCAGCUCUGUGCUGCUCCUGGGCCCCGUUGCAGGAGAGAAUGGAGUCACAGAGCCUGCACAUCUGGCCUGUGUGGUCUGGGGAGUCUCCAACCUUGUCCAGGUGUCCUGGCAUGUUCCCAGAGAGGAACCAGCCCAGAGGCUGCCACGCUCGCUGGAAGCCAGUGAUGGGUCCUUAACACUCAUGCAUGGCAUCAACAUCCCCUGGACCAGCUGGGCCAGCGGGGCAGCCGUCACCUGUGAGGUCACAUUCAACUCGUCUGGCAGCAGCGUUACCAGACAUGCCGUCUAUUCUGCAUCUCCUUCCACACCCUGCGUCAUGCUCCCUGUCGUGGCAGUGGGCAGUGCUGUGCUGCUGUUCACGGUGCCCUUGAGUCUCAUCUGGAUCUGCUGCCCUCCCAGAUGGGGAUCCUGCCCCAGGACGCCAGCACCGCACAUCUCCCAUCAAAAUCAGGACGGACUCGUAUAUGUGGACCUGGCAUUUGAACCGCUACCUUGCCGCAAACCCAGAAAGCAGCAGGCAGCACAAGGGAAGAAUGUGACACCAUGA
Messenger RNA from Alligator sinensis (Chinese alligator), 984 nucleotides. RefSeq names its product immunoglobulin kappa light chain-like. The coding region runs from base 1 to 984 and encodes 327 amino acids. The transcript is spliced from 7 exons. The record is from RefSeq and is a predicted model, not a curated record. Lineage: Eukaryota; Metazoa; Chordata; Crocodylia; Alligatoridae.